CCCAAUAAGAAAAAAAAAUAGGAGUCUAAUUUGAUACACACACAAUUUCCCCCCCUUUUUACUCGAUCCAACAAUAGUUAUCUGAAUUUCGAUUUUCAAAAAUUAAUCAAUUACUACUACAUGAUUAACGGUUGAAAUUAGGGUUUAUCCCCCGCCCCAAAACCAGAGCAAUUGCUGGCGGUGUAAAAUGGCGGACUCGUCGGAGGGGGAGGAGGAGGGGAAGCUGAGCGGCGGAAACCAGCAGCUGGCGGUGGACGAAGAGCUCCGUGAAAUGGCGAAGAAAGCCGCUUGGAGUGUCAGCUCCUGCAAACCCGGAAACGGCGUCGCAUCUAUCCGUGACGACAAUCUCGAUUCUUACUGGCAGUCAGAUGGUGCACAGCCUCAUCUAGUCAAUAUCCAGUUCCAGAAGAAAGUUAGACUUCAAUUAGUUGUUUUGUAUGUCGAUUUCAAGCUUGACGAGAGCUACACACCUAGUAAGAUCUCGAUUCGAGCCGGUGAUGGUUUCCACAACUUGAAGGAGAUAAAGGCAGUGGAGCUCGUUAAACCAACUGGUUGGGUGUAUAUAUCGUUGUCUGGGACUGAUCCGAGGGAAACCUUUGUGAAUACGUUCAUGUUACAAAUUGCUAUCUUGUCCAAUCAUCUAAACGGGAGAGAUACGCAUGUGCGCCAAAUCAAAGUUUACGGGCCUCGACCGAAUCCUAUUCCAAGACAGCCGUUUCAGUUCACUUCGAACGAGUUCAUUACUUACUCUAUUCUGAGAUAAAGUGAAUUUACCCUCCCUUCUGAUUUUUGAGGAAUGAAACUGAAAUCACAGCUUUGUAGUUGUAGGAGAUUGGUUGGAACAACAUAAUUUAACGGGAUCGUUGUUUUGGAACUCGAGAUCUAUACUAAGUUAUUCUGAUAUCCGUUUUUUAUUUUGUAACCUGUAGGGGUAUUGUUGUAAAUUUAUGUAACAGUUUUCAUUCUGGCUUAUCGAUCUUUCAUAAUAUAUGGGUUUCACAUUAUGAAUUAAUUUUGAACUUCUGUA
Messenger RNA from Erythranthe guttata (spotted monkey flower), 1027 nucleotides. It is a transcript of the gene APC10, whose product is annotated as anaphase promoting complex 10. Lineage: Eukaryota; Viridiplantae; Streptophyta; Magnoliopsida; Lamiales; Phrymaceae. Gene Ontology annotation, biological process: anaphase-promoting complex-dependent catabolic process; protein K11-linked ubiquitination. Gene Ontology annotation, cellular component: anaphase-promoting complex. The record is from RefSeq and is a predicted model, not a curated record.